This is a messenger RNA of Aspergillus homomorphus CBS 101889, 1691 nucleotides long. RefSeq names its product catalase. The transcript has 8 exons. Gene Ontology annotation, cellular component: peroxisome; cytoplasm; mitochondrion. Gene Ontology annotation, biological process: hydrogen peroxide catabolic process; response to hydrogen peroxide. The record is from RefSeq and is a predicted model, not a curated record. Lineage: Eukaryota; Fungi; Ascomycota; Eurotiomycetes; Eurotiales; Aspergillaceae. Gene Ontology annotation, molecular function: heme binding; catalase activity. Bases 240 to 1691 code for a protein of 483 amino acids.
CGUCAGAGUCACAAUGGAGCGCAAGGUAAGGGACCUACACAGUAAACGACAUCCUGAUGCUAACACCAUUUCCCAUGCAUCGCAAGACACUGCCAACCAGACCCAACCCUACUAUGGCCCAGGGUAAAGCAGGAAUCAGUCCAAGUGCUAAUCUGAUGGGCUGAUGAAUCUUUGACACAGACUUCGCUCCUGACGCCGGGCGGAUUCCUCCUGCACCCCAGUCACGGGGUUAUUUCACCAUGGCAAAUGGCUGUCCGUUGCAGGAUCCGCUACUGACAGAAGGGACCCGCGACAACACCGCCCCGAACAUCAAGACCUCCCAACUGAUCCAGGAUCUGAAUGUUCUUGACACGAUAGCCCACAUUACGCACGAGCGGAUCCCGGAAAGAUACGUCCAUGCAAAGGGCGUAGGCGCUUUCGGUACAUUUGAAGUCACGAACAAGGACUUCAAGGUAAGCGAUUACUCGGACGCAAAGUUCCUGAGUGAAGCAAACAAAAAAACACGGCUUUUUGCUCGAUUCUCGACCGUUGCGGGGGAGAAAGGCUAUCCAGACACGGUCCGAGACCUUAAAGGUCUCGCCUUCAAGCUCUACACCGAGGAAGGAAACCUUGACUGGGCCUUUCUGAAUCCUGAAAUCUUCCCCAUCAGGGACCCCUCUAAGUUCCCCUCUCUCGUUCAUGCCUCAAAGCGUUGCCCUGCAAGUAACCUGCCCGAUGCCACCAUGUUUUGGGACUACUUCAACAACCAUCCGGAGGGUUAUAAUGCAUUGAUGAGGAUCUUCAGUGAUGAAGGUACCCCAGUGUCGUACUCUGCUCUCCAGGCCCACAGUGUCCAUUGUUAUACAUUUACCAAAUGGGGACAAUGGAAGCAUACCCUAGUUCGGAUUAAGCUAGUACCAGACCGAGUGAUAGAUCCUGCUAAGGACUACUUCGACCUGGCAGGGGCAGUGGCCAAGGCUGGUGCCGACCCAGACUGGCUGACUCGUCGCCUGUAUUGUGAGAUUGAUGCGGCGAGGAAGGGCGACCCAGGCUGCCAAUUUCCAGCCUGGAAGGUCAUGGCACAACUAGUUCAAGACCCCAGCCAAAGUACUGUGAAUAUCUUUGACUCCACUAAAAUUCUCUCGGAGAAAACUUUCCCAUGGAAGGAGUUUGGCAAGAUCACCUUGACUGAGUGUCCCCAGAAUUUCUUCACGCAGGUGGAACAGGCCGCGUUCAACCCGGCAAAUGUCGUACCAGGAUGGGAUAUCUCUCCUGAUCCUCUACUUCAAAUCCGGCUGUUUGCGUAUGGGGAGACACAGAGAUAUCGUCUAGGCGUGAACAAUGACCAGCUACCGACUAAUAGGCCAUGCUCAUAUGUCUACAGCCCCACUAGGCGCGAUGGAGCAUACAACAUGACGAACUACGCCAACGCGCGCAACUACAUUGUGCCUGGUGAUAAUUCUCACCCACCCCAAAACUACAAUACCAGCUUUUUGCAAUGGUCUGGUAGCCUGGAACGCUUUAAAAGCGAGAUCAAUUCCGUCGAUUACCAGCAAUGCAAUGACCACUACUUGGGUCUGAGUGAAACUAUGCGGAAACAUUUCGUCGACAACGUUGUGGCUUCCUUGUCGACAGCCACUAAGACUCAGCAAGACAAGGCUCUAGGUCAGUGGACUCUUGCUGCAAUCUCUCCGCAGCUAACACCUUCCUGA